Molecule: messenger RNA, 900 nt
Organism: Spodoptera littoralis (African cotton leafworm)
Lineage: Eukaryota; Metazoa; Arthropoda; Insecta; Lepidoptera; Noctuidae
Source: the annotation of a GenBank genome assembly
AUGUAUAAAAUUUAUAUGAGGUCAAACAAUUAUUUUAGCAGUAAACAAUAUAAUUUGGCAAAUCCAUUGUUUGGAGGAUUGUCCAAUAUCAAUGCGCAGGACACUAAUCGCAUCCACGUCACUACAAGUCUUAAAUUUCCCCCCGCAGCUGCAUUGAAGUUGCCGACAAAUGUCGUCGAUAUAAAUGCAUCAGAAACGGGUCGAUUUUCGCCACUGAGGGAACGAGAUAUUUCUGGUCCAGUUAUCAGUUCUUGUUACAAAAAACAAAUUGACUUGGGGAAAAUUGACAUAACUGCGCAGUCAGAUCCACACGUCAACAAAUAUGAUUGCCGUGGAGCUGUCAGUUUGUCGUCUUCUAUGCAAAGCAAUGUUCCCAGCCCCUUCAGUGGAAACCAUACCCAUCUAAAUAUGCCAGGCUCACAGUGGGGCCAAGGGUACAAAUAUUUAUCUGAUCAUCUUCAUGGUGCUCAUUACUUGACGCUAAGAAAUGAGUAUCGUUCCAGAAUGACGAAAGACGCUGUUGGCAUAAAACAUAUGAGUACAGAUUCAAAACCACCACUGAGUGCCAAAGAAAAGUUAAAACAAGCCAUCAAAGAAUAUGGCUCAACAGUGAUUGUAUUUCAUAUUGGUAUUUCCCUGAUAUCAUUGGGGAGCUGCUAUCUUCUAAUAUCUAGUGGCAUCGACUUAGUUGCAGUUCUAAAAUAUUUAAACAUAAGUGAGGGCACUAUUUUGAAGGCAGCAGGAUCAAAUGCAGGCACAUUUGUUAUAGCAUAUACUGUUCACAAAUUCUUUGCGCCAUUUAGGAUAGCUAUAACACUCACUGCUACACCUUUUAUUGUGCGAUAUCUCAGAAAUGUAGGCGUUUUAAAGCGCAGUGUGACUACUGGUGGAGGGAAAUAA